GCCUAGCUUCCACUAUGACUGUUUGAUGUCUUCGUUAUGCAAUUUAGCACUCUAAACCGCUGCUAGUAAUCUCUACGAGUGCUCUUAUGUCAUGAGGGGUACGUCGUGGCUAUCUCGAGUUGGGCUUCUCGCCCUCUCGAGCAGCUUGCUCCCAGCUCCUUUCGCUGGAGCAACAGCGCCAAUUGAAGUUGCGCUACGAGCUUCUUUCACUGCUCCGCCUUUGUUAUUAGAACUUCUAGAAACCGCCACAGAAGAAAGCGAGUUCGCGUAUACCCCUUUGCUUGACCGAAUAGCGGAUGGCUACUUUGACGAAUAUACAACGGAUCGAAGUAUAUACGACGCGUUCCUCGAACUAUUACAAAACGAUGGCAUCCUCCCCAAUCAAGAAGCGCUCGACUCAUUUCAAUUCGCUUUCUCCAUACAUUCAGCUGCCCCUCGAAUCGAAGCCCAUCUCCAGUAUUACAACACCUCCGUGCGACCUGCGCGUUCUGUAGAAGGGGAGGGCUGUUCUUCGUGGCUUGAUAUUGCGGGCAGGGCUAUAUGUGCAGUUGAUAUCCAGGCCAAUACUCUUGAGGCGUCAACAUCGGUCGUGGUCGAGCUGCCCUUCGACCGAACCAUCGACCAUAGCAAUUCACCGCCGUCCGCUGUUUUGUAUGCUGAUAUAACAUCAAAGGCUUUCCGGGGCCUGUAUAAGAAGUUGAGGGGUCAAAAUGGCGCAUUUUCGGUGCGUUAUGCUUCACCAACGGAGGUUUCCGGUCAAGAGCUUGGGAUUCAGAGCUACGGCGUGGAACUGGCACUCAAGCGAACCGAUUACAUCGUGAUCGAUGAUAGGGACAAGAAAGUUGACGAUAGCGCUGCCGAAGAAAGGAGCACCGACUCCCAAAAUGCCCUUGUAGAUGUAGAAGUUGAUGAGAUCAAACCGUUGUCAAACACCGAGCUGAAGAGCCUCGGAAUGAAGGCGGCUUCUCUGGUCAUGAAGAGUCCUGAUCCAUUGGAGGGCCUCCUCAAGCUGACCCAGGACUUCCCAAAGUACUCGUCGUCGAUUGCGGAACAAGAAGUAUCGGAGGACUUCUUAAACGAGCAUCGUGCAAAUCGCGAGAUCGUACCUGCCGGCUACAACGUUCUAUGGAUGAACGGCAUGCAAAUGGAUUCGCGCAAGCUGGAUGCCUUUUCUCUCCUUGAGCACCUCCGGAGGGAGCGAAGACUCAUCGAUAGCAUCAAAUCCUUGGGACUUAACUCUACCGAGGCGAUCAAUGUCCUUGCACAUCCAGCCGUUGCUGAUGCCCAGGCCGAUGAGGACCCUCAACGCUACGACUACCGUGAUGAAAUCGAGGGAGGGAAUGUCAUUAUCUGGUUGAAUAACAUCGAGAAAGACGAGAGAUACGACGGUCUACCCUCGAGCGUCACGGCGCUUUUACAGAGAACCUAUCCAGGGCAAUUGCCCGGUGUUCGACGGGAAUUCCAUAAGGGUGUCUUCCCUGCCGAUCUGAGCAACUUGAACGACCUCAGGAUGGUCGUCGAAUCACUGCAAAGCCUUGUCCAGCGACGAAUCCCGGUCGAAUUCGGCAUCGUUCCCACAGUGUCUUCGGAAGAGUCGAAACUUCGUGCACGAGUCACCCACCAUCUAGUUGAGACUUAUGGCCUACACGUGGCGAUGACUUACCUGGAGAAUCUGCUGGAGGCUACAUCCGUGAAGGAUGCAGGACUGAAAGCAUUCAUCGAGGUGACCGAAGACGCGGAACUAAAGAAUGAUCAGGAGAAGUUAAACUUUGAAGAAAUUUUGCAAUCGGACGCAUUGACCGCCAUCCUCGAAGAGACUGAGCACUACAUAUCUCGACUUAGACUUUCUGGCACUCCUGCUCCAGGACUAGUGAAUGGCGUAAGUUGUGUCCGCGAUGAAGAUUGGCUGUCUACAAUGAGCACCCGCGUCUCGUCGGAUCUCCGAAAAGUGCAACGAGGAGUAUUCGACCACAAAUACGACGACGACUCUUGGUUACCCGAUAUAUUCUUGUCAGAAGCGUCGGCGCAUAGGAACCCUCUGGUUGUUCCUGAGGACGAGAAGAGCAUCAAGAUCAUUGAUAUGCUCGAUAUCGGUGCAAGGAUGGCCGAGACUCGUCUUCCACGCAUUUCAUCCACUGCUCCAACUCUUACGAACGCUAGUGCGGAAGUCGUGAUCGCAGGCGAUUUUGAUUCUGAAAGGGGGAAGACUCUGCUUUUGGAAGCCGCGAAAUUCUUCAAAGAACAACCUGGGAUGGACGUUGUGUUCCUUUACACGGGCGAUGGAACGAAGAUGAUGAAUGUUCCGCGUAUCCUCGGGAGCCAUGGCCAAGAUCAAGAAGCCCUCUCUUGGGACAUGCUCAAGGCUGCUAUCAGGAUUGACGACUCGGAAGGGCCGCCAGUUGAGGCUAAUACAUUCCUUGCUCGCGAGUUUUGGGCUACAACAAGUGGCUUGUUGAAGCGGUUCGGUUUACAACCGAGUGUCGGCGCUAUAAUAUUCAAUGGACGAUUGGUCGGACCCAUUGGCGACGGCGACUCAUUCACAAAAGAGGACUUUGAAGGUCUCUUGAAAUAUGAGCAGAGGAAACGCAUGGGUCCUGCGUUCAAAGCCAUCGAGUCCCUCGGAAUCCUUUCGAAAACUCGGGACGUGCAGAGUUUCUCUAAGCUAUCAGUUACAAUUGCCCGAUCAGCGCAGUCCGAUGUCCCCGAAGGUAUAUUCGAGUCUCUCCCGACGGUGAGAACGAAUGUGUAUAGCGAUUGGAACUCUACCCAUACUGCGAUUCAUGUCGGUUCGGUCAAUUCUGCCUCGAUCGAAUUUAUUGCGACGCUCGAUCCUGCAACUGAAGCCGCCCAGAAAUGGGUUCCGAUACUGAAGACUCUAUCGGAAUUGAGCGGAGUAUCGGUAAAGAUCUUCUUGAAUCCUCGGGAAGCUAUCGAUGAACUUCCUGUCAAGCGGUUCUAUCGCUACAUUUUGAACGCCAAACCCCAAUUUAAUGACGAGGGCCAACUUCAGGAACCACGAGCACGGUUUUUGCGCAUUCCGGCAGACACGCUGCUGACAAUGGGUUUGGAUGUCCCGGCACCGUGGCAUGUUGCGCCCAAGCUGUCGGUCCACGAUUUAGACAAUAUCAAGCUUGAGAAAGGGAACGUCGACGAGCCGGUCGAGGCUAUCUAUGCGCUUGAACACAUUCUUGUUGAGGGACAUUCGCGCGAAGUGAGCAAUGGGGCGCCACCUCGAGGCGCACAGCUUAUAUUGGCCACGGAGUCCGGCGUUCAAGUGGCAGACACCAUCAUCAUGGCCAACUUAGGCUACUUCCAGUUCAAAGCAAAUCCUGGACGAUACAGCAUUGGAUUGAAAAAAGGACGAAGCGCUGAAAUUUUCAAAAUCGACAGUGUCGGCGCAAUGGGAUACUCAUCUCAUCCAGGAGACGAAACGACCGAAGUGACUUUGAUGAGUUUCGCCGGGCUGACGCUAUUCCCGAGGCUGUCUCGCCAGCCCGAUAUGGAUACGGAAGACGUGCUCGAACAAGCUUCGUCUGCCGUGGAAGAAACGCUCUCUAACCUUUCGGGUGCAGCGGAUCAAGUGCUAGAGAAAGUUGGAAUCAAGAACGCCAAUACUGGGAAAUUCGUCUCACAAGGCAUGGGCAUGAUUUCAUCACUGGCACGCAAAACCGGCAUCAAGACUGAUCUCUCCCAUGCCGCGACGCACGCAGAUAUCAACAUCUUCUCCGUCGCCAGUGGCCACCUCUACGAGCGCAUGCUCAACAUCAUGAUGGUCAGCGUGAUGCGACACACCGAACAUACGGUCAAAUUCUGGUUCAUCGAGCAAUUCCUGUCCCCGUCGUUCAAGUCCUUCCUCCCGACCAUGGCCGCCCAAUACGGCUUCCGGUACGAAAUGGUCACAUACAAAUGGCCGCACUGGCUGCGCGCACAGAAAGAGAAGCAACGCGAGAUCUGGGGCUACAAGAUCCUCUUCCUCGACGUCCUCUUCCCCCUGGACCUCGACAAGGUCAUCUUCGUCGACGCUGACCAGAUCGUCCGCACCGACAUGCACGACCUGGUCGCCCACGACCUGCACGGCGCCCCCUACGGUUUCACACCCAUGUGCGACUCCCGCACUGAGAUGGAAGGCUUCCGCUUCUGGAAGCAGGGCUACUGGAAGAACUUCCUGCGCGGCCGCCCCUACCACAUCUCUGCGCUGUACGUCGUCGACCUGCAGCGGUUCCGCCAGCUGGCCGCAGGCGACCGUAUGCGCCAGCAGUACCAGCAGCUGUCCGCCGACCCGAACAGCCUGAGCAACCUGGACCAGGACCUUCCGAACAACAUGCAGAUAGGGCUGCCGAUCCACAGCUUGCCGCAGGAGUGGCUGUGGUGCGAGACGUGGUGCAGCGACGAGAGCUUGGCGACGGCGAAGACGAUCGAUCUGUGUAAUAAUCCGUUGACGAAGGAGCCGAAGUUGGAUCGGGCAAGGAGGCAGGUGCCCGAGUGGACCGAGUACGAUGAGGAAAUCGCGGCCCUGGCGAGGCGCAUGGGGGAAGGUGUUGUAGCAGAGGGGAAGGAAAGUGCUGCCGGGGCAUCGACGUCAAAAGGAGCAUCUACAAAGGACGAGUUAUAGAAACUGAAGAGACUUACGAUGGUGGCAUUGGAUGAGAAAUUCCAGCGAUUGUACGUGUAUAAUACAUUAGUUAGGGAUUUAGAACCAUGAUAGGCGUUCGUCCAAGGACCCGAAGGAGGG
Messenger RNA from Eremomyces bilateralis CBS 781.70, 4732 nucleotides. RefSeq lists its product as uncharacterized. NCBI's taxonomy places the organism in Eukaryota, Fungi, Ascomycota, Dothideomycetes, Eremomycetales, Eremomycetaceae. Bases 92 to 4612 code for a protein of 1506 amino acids. Gene Ontology annotation, cellular component: endoplasmic reticulum. Gene Ontology annotation, molecular function: UDP-glucose:glycoprotein glucosyltransferase activity. The record is from RefSeq and is a predicted model, not a curated record. The transcript is spliced from 2 exons.